Molecule: messenger RNA, 135 nt
Organism: Alternaria arborescens
Lineage: Eukaryota; Fungi; Ascomycota; Dothideomycetes; Pleosporales; Pleosporaceae
Exons: 2
Coding region: 1-135 (44 amino acids)
Source: RefSeq, a predicted model, not a curated record
AUGACUUUGGUCUCUUUGGCUUCACUCGGCAGUGGCUACUUCAUCCUCAAGUCAAAGGCGCUCGCCGACAAGCAGAGAGACCGUGCUGCAGGUGACUAUACUGUCACAGUCGAUAGGUCAGGAGGCGGUGUCUGA